This is a messenger RNA of Stylonychia lemnae, 1869 nucleotides long. The record is from the annotation of a GenBank genome assembly. NCBI's taxonomy places the organism in Eukaryota, Ciliophora, Spirotrichea, Sporadotrichida, Oxytrichidae.
AUGAUGCGUAUUAGAGACCCUAAAGUUCCCAUCAAACCAAUAGACAAGUCUGUUGUUGGCAUAAAUCUUGAAGCAGCACUUGAUCCUUUAAAGUAUAACCGAACUCCUGACUUUGGAUAUAUUGAGGAAAACAAGCUAGAAUUUAAGAACACCAAGAGAGGUUGGGAAUUGAUUGCUUAAAUUCUUAAGCCAAAAGAGUAGUAAGUUAAAUUUUGGAAAUUAGUAGAGAGACUUUAAGAAGUGAAGGAUAAGUAUAAGAAGUUUGUUUAAAAAUAAAAAGAUUUGCACAAGAAAAAAAGAAGGCAUGCUUUCAAUCAAUUUGGAUUAAUAAAUAAUCCGAAUGAGAGUGCAAAGUCAGUUAAUAACACAAGCUUAAAAAUAAGAGAAACAUCUCAACCUUCACGUACCUCAUCUAGAAAAUAAAAAAAUAAAGUAGUUUUCGAAGAUUAAGUAUAAUCCGAAGCUACAAUCCUAAAUACUAGCAUAAGUAUAACGAAGAGUAAUACCUAAUUCCUAAGCCCUAAAAAGACUAGAAUAAUUCCAAAAAUAAAUGCAGAUAUUUCUAAUCAAAUAACUAAAAACUAAUAGAAUAAUAGUAGACAGUUAGAGCAAAUUAUUUCUUAAGAGAACUCUGAUGAUAGUGAUAUAUAGUUUGAAUCUCCUAAGAUUCAGGAAAUAAAGUGCAACAUUUAAAAUCUAAAAAAAUAGAGUACAAAGUUCAUGGAUGAUUAUACAUCUAUUAAAAAGGAAAUCUUUAAAUAACCAUAAUAUACUGCUAAAAGACGAACUUCAAACUUAAAUGAUGCUAUUUAGGUUUAGGAGGCAGAACAUGAUAAACAAGUUGAAGAAAAAUAAAAAUAAUAGACUGAUAAAAGUAAGAAAAUAUAGAAGGCUGUAACUCAGAUGUUUAAUAAAAAUUAACUUGAUGAAAUCUUCAAAGAAAAUGAAUUAUUCCAAGAUAUGCCUAGUAAUUAAUAUAAAUUAGGUUUCAAUCCUGAUCUAAAACUAAAUCCUGAUCAAUAAAUGGAUUGUCUGGUUAGCAAACUAACAAUGGAUUUAAAAAAGAAAACAGAGGAGAUAAUUUAUGAGAACUAAAUUAUGUUAUUUAAAAACAAAUCUAACUUAGGAAAUAAAAAAAGAAGGUAGACUCAAAUUUUUCAAAUUAAUGAUUUUCCAAAGUUCAAAGCUGACUUAAGAAGAAUUGAAAGUGAAGAAAAUGAUAGUCUUAAAACUGAUGAAGAGUCUUUGUCUUCACCAAGAGCAAACUCUAGAUCGAAAAACUAAAAGAGAUUAAGUAGUGAGUUUAAUGUAAACAUACAAAGCAGACUAAAAUCACCAAGUUAAUUAGAGAGAGAAAAGCAAUAAGAACUGGAGGAAAAGGAAAAAUAAAGAUAAUAAGCAAUAGAUGAAUAAAGAAUGAGAGAACUAGAGUAUCAAAAGCGGAGAUAAUCAUAGCAGAAUUCAGUUAGGCAAAAGUAUAAUAGGAGAUUUACAGUUAUUUAAAUGAAUAAGGAUAGAUUAUUAAGUGAACAAAAGUCAUAAACUCCUAAUAAUAUUUCUAUAGUAACAACAGCUGAAGAGGCAUCUACCAAAAUGCAUACGUCGUUAAAUAAAUCUCAAUUACUUGAGAAUAAGCCACUAAACAUUUAAAUAUUAAGGCCAAAGAUAAACUAAGAAGACCAAAUUAUAGCUUUCUAAUUAAGAUAGAAUAAAGCAAAGUAAAGAAGAAAAGAUCCAUCAUUUGAAAGCUAAUUAAGAAGUCAUAAUAACAGUUUGUUCGAUGAAAAAAACAUACAGUCAGGAUCAACGUUAUUAGUAACUUCUUAGUUUAGUUUACCUACUACUCGAUAUAAGUCUUAGAAUAAUUGA